AUGGCUGAUCCGGUCGAAUUCGGGUCUGAAUUCGACGACCAGUUCAAUGCUGGCAAGCCAAUUUUUGGUUACACCACCGAGUUUAUCUUCGAUUCCGACGAAGGCAGUCCGCUGCCCACCCUCCCGGACAGCUACGCUGCCGAUUCGAACCACGCCAUGGCAGACGCGCCGCACGACUGCCCAUCACCAUCAGAGGCACUCGGUCUCGUGAGCAGGAGCACACGGUCUUCUGAGAGUCCCCCUGAGUCCAUGUUCGACUCAGCGUCCCCAAAGAGGACAGCAAGCACGGCAUCAACAGGCCCGAUCCUGGGCGAUUUACAGAUGACUACCAGCGGCGGUGUGAAAGCGGACUGGGGUACAAUGGACGGUCUUGGAGGCGGGAUGAAUGUGGAUGACUCGUCGAUGAUACGCGAUCCGUUCGAGUUCCUGAACGACCAUGCCACCGUCAAGCCGAGCCCGAGCCCGAGCAUGCACACCCCGGCCGACACUCCAAGUCCGUUCGGUUCCGGCGCCCCGACCUUCUCGCCAGAGGACACAAUGGCUUCGCCGCCGGGCGGAGCCGGUUUCUCGUUUCAAGCGGCGCGCGAGGACGGUUUUGCUCCCUUCACAUUCGCUUCGCCAGGAGCAGGCGUACGGCCUGAUGCCAUGGCCGGAACACCAUCGUUAUCUUCAGAAACGCUGUGCCUGCGUCAGACGCAACCGCUCCUAUCCCCGCCACUAAAGUACGAGUUCCGCGGCUCGCAGGAGGCCGGAGCUGCCUCUCCCGACAUAACCGGGAUAUUGAGCGCCAUGUAUUCCAUGACAAAUCAGCAGUUCCAGGCGGGGCGGCACUUCUUCGCCGACACCUUGCAUGCGUCGGCACAGCUUCCGUUCGAGCAGCAUCAGUACGGGCCGGGGCCGUACAAGUUAGAUGUUUACACCAACAGCACCAAAUCCAGGGUGGAAACGCAGAUUACAAUCACGCUGAAACUGUCGCAACUUCCAGUUGGCGUCACAAAAGUCCAUCUUCCCCGGCAUACCAUCAGCAAACCCAAGUUCUGGACGAAACCAAUUGCGGCACCCUCCCCAGAUAUGCUUGAACUGCACACCAUGCUCGUAUGUACGAGUGCAAUGCGGGUGCCAGAUUACAGAGCGGCGGCCCUGCGACGCGCUGGACACGCGGCGCACGCAGCGUGGUUGGCCAGGAAACAGGCUGGCCAGAGACGGGCGGCCACAGAAGUUGAGAGUGCUAGCCAAGGGUUCAAGGCGCAAAAGGAGGGCGAGUUCCAAAUCGAGGGUGAUGGUGGUGAACAGCUCAAACCACAGGAGGGAGGUGAAGUCAGGAUCUGCGAGAACUGCAUAGGUAGGGAGACGAAGCGGGCCUCGCGGAAAAAGUCGAAGAAUCCCGAGGACGAAGCAGCUUGGCAAAGGGACGAGGGCAAAAGGGUGAUUGUUUUCAACACGCACGAAGUCAAGGACUGGACCAUACAAAACCCGCCCGAAUCCGGCUCGCGGAGUUACUGGCAGAUGCAGGCGCCGAUGAGAAUUGCCUGUUAUUGCCGGCACCACUCCGAGAAGCUAGGGUUUCAAAUAAUCUUCACCCUGACUGACCACCUUGGUCGGUUCAUCGCCCAGACCAUGUCGCCCUCGAUAAUGAUCACCGACGAUCAUAAAACGAUUCCUCCAAACCCAGCCGUCAGCCUUGGACCAGGUACCCCGGCCACAAUGCUAAGUCCGCGAGAAGAUGCGCAGGUCUUGAGCGUGCCUACUUCCAGAGCUGCGUCGGAGCGACUCCCCAGCGUAGAAAGCACCGAGGCCGCGAGACGCAGUCCAUCGAGCGCAAUCCCCAUCUCGGCUGCGCCAACAGCGCAGCUCCAGCCAGCACCGGCGGCCCAGCAUGCCAGAACCAUGUCACGCCCGCCUUCCCCUUCAUUUUCUGCCGGACCCGCCAAACGACGGAGAGGCAACAAAUCGACGGCCAAGAUAUCCGCCGAUCUGGCCAUGACACCGCUUGACACCUCGUUCGCGCCCGGAUCGCGGGGACCUAACUCGGCCGCGGGUAGCACACAGGCGACGCCAGCAACCUCGUCGUUGCCGCCGACGCCACCCGCAAUGUUCACGUCCGCUGGGGAGGCGCCACUGUUCGGCGGCCAAGGCAUUGCCGCGCCGGAACCGCUAACGAGUGGGUUUGCUGCUGCGCCGCAGACAGGCAGUAACAGCCAGUUCCCGUUGCCUAACCUAAGUAGGACGUCCAGCAUGGCCAAUAUGGCUAUACCCUUUUUUGGGUUGCCGACUUCAACUCGUCCGAACACCGGUUCGAGCCCGAUUGCCUCGCGGCCCGCGUCGAAUGCUGCUACUGGGGGGCAAGCGAGGCCCCAACCGGCCCAGACACCACCCGCGAUCUUCAAGGUCAUCCCCGGCGAGGGACCGGUGGCUGGCGGUAUCGAGGUUACGCUGAUGGGCCAAGGUUUCGUGCACGGCAUGCAGGUCAUGUUUGGCGACAAACAAGCUCCUGGAACGGCGUGCUGGUCGUCAGAGUCGCUUGUGUGCCUGCUCCCUCCAUCCGAGAUGCCGGGCAUGGUACCGGUUACUCUCAAGCACCAGAACGGGCAGGCUUUGAACCUGGCUCCCCAUUUCUUCCGAUAUGUGGAUGACAGCGAGCAGCAGUUGCUGCGCACUGCGCUCAUGAUUCUCGGCAACAAGAUGACCGGAGGCUACGAGGACGUGGCGGACUUUGCCCGCCGUAUAAUCCAAGAAGCUGGGACCAGCUACCCGUCAUCUGGCGGCGACAUGUCUGGCGCGGACGGCUCGUCGAACAACCGUGCUACGGAUAACUUCGAGGGCAACCUCCUGAGGCUGCUGGAGUUGAUGGAUCUCAGCAACAGCACACGAAAGCCUCGGCUCAACCUAAGGCGGUCAACAGGGCAAACAAUGCUGCAUCUAGCUUGCAAGCUGGGGCUGCACCGCUUCGUCGCCGGUCUGCUAGCGCGAGGGGCGAAUCCGGACCGUCGCGACAAGGGCGGCUACACCGCUUUGCACAUGGCGUCCAUGCACAGCCACACCGAAAUCGUGCGGCUGCUGGUCGCCCACGGCGCGGAUCCCACGUUGCGGACACUGUCUGGUCUGACAGCUGCGGACGUGGCGAAAUCAGCGGACGUUGUGCGCAUUAUCCAACACUACAAGCAACAUAGACGGUCGCAGAGCGGCAGUUCCUCCCACAGCCGCGUCGCCAGCACCGCGAGCCUCAAGUCUCUGCGGGCGCAGGCGCCGUCGUCUCGUGCGGUCGAAGACACCUCGAGCGACGAACCCAGGUCUGAAGAAGCGGAGAGCUCCGAAGACUAUUCGGAACCGCCGGUGUCUGAUGAUGCGACCGAUGAGCCGGGGGAUGGCGAGCAGGUUGAGCUACGCGUGCGCCGCCGCAAGAGCGCCGCGAACACGCCGGCGCGGAGGAGGAGUCCCUCCCGCGCUCGGCGACGAGGGACGGAUGCUACGGGCGCGCUGGCUUUGCCAUCGGCUGCCAUGGCGGCCAUCAGGGAGCAAGUGGCCGCUCAGUUCCAGCAACUCCAGCAAAUGAUGGGGCCGCAUCUCCAAUACCUACCACAACUCCCGAACUUUCCCCAGAUGCCCAACAUGCCCCCGUUGCCAGAGUACCAGGUGUUGCAGCGGCUAGCGACUAUGAUCGGAGCCGCAAAGCCAGAAACGGGUGAGGAUGGGCCGUCAAACAAGGGGCAGGCAAGCAUGUGGCAAUACCCCUUACCAUUCUCGGCCAAGGCCGCAACGCCACCUCCUGCGUACGAUGAGAUCUUUCCCCAACAACAACAACAACAACAACAACAACACGGCGAUUUGGACACCAAGCGGUCGGCGGCGGCGCAAGCAGCAGCGGAUGCUGUGGCGGAUGCCAAGUGCGCCGUUCUGUUUGAUCAACCGGUCGGUUCGACAUCGGAGAAUACCCAGACGACGCACGCCGUCGGAAGUGAGACAUGCACGGCAGAAGACAAGAGCGAUGACUCGGAGGGUCAGGAGAUACCUGCACUCCUGCAGAUCGGCCGCAAGGAUGCCAUCACCCGCGAGCAGCAGGCGACGCUUCGACGGGCGCACGCGCAGAAGAUGAAGAAGCUGAGCGGUGACCGGAAUCUGUUCUUUAUCUGGAUUCCACUGCUCAUCCUCAUGAUCGGCGCCAUGAUCUGCCAUGGCACGCCAGGCUUCGUCGCCACGACCCGCAAGGCUGCAUCGCUUGUCGCUGAAGCGCGAACCGGGGUGUCUGCCGCUCACGUAGCUGAGGCGCAUCGUGACGAGGCAGACACUACUCUUGAGGGAAUCGAGGUUGCCGGGCUGUUGUCAUAA
Chaetomium strumarium is the source of this 4326-nucleotide messenger RNA. RefSeq lists its product as uncharacterized. The record is from RefSeq and is a predicted model, not a curated record. The transcript is spliced from 3 exons. Lineage: Eukaryota; Fungi; Ascomycota; Sordariomycetes; Sordariales; Chaetomiaceae. Bases 1 to 4326 code for a protein of 1441 amino acids. Gene Ontology annotation, molecular function: protein binding.